Molecule: messenger RNA, 3510 nt
Organism: Lodderomyces pseudojiufengensis
Lineage: Eukaryota; Fungi; Ascomycota; Pichiomycetes; Serinales; Debaryomycetaceae
Exons: 1
Coding region: 1-3510 (1169 amino acids)
Molecular function (GO): RNA binding
Source: RefSeq, a predicted model, not a curated record
AUGAACAAUCAAUUUAAUAAUAGUUCAACAAAUACUUCAAUUUCACCAAAUCAUCAUCAACAACAAUGUCAACAACAACAAUCACAACCACAAUCACAGCAACUCAAUUCCAAAUCUAAUUCUAACCCAUCCUUAUUACAAAAUUUACAAAAAGAAAAUCUGAAUAUAAAUCCAAAUUUAAAUCAAAAUAGAAUUAGAUCUGGUACUUUACCAUCUUCAUUUUUUUCAAAUGAUCAAUCAAAUUCAAAUAAUUUUAUAAAUUCUAUAAAUUAUAAUUAUAAUCGUAAUAAUUCUAUUAAUAUAAAUCAUCAUAAUCAUAAUAAUAAUCAUAAUCAUAAUCAUCUGGGAAGUAUUAAUUUACCAUCAUCAUCAUCUAGUAGUAGUAGUCCAAUUCAUUUUAUUGAUUCUUUAUCAAAUAUUAAUAAUAACAAUAACAAUGUUAAUAAUAAUGAUAAUUUAUUAAAUAUUCCAAAUAAUGAAAUUAAUAUUUCUUCAUCAUCACCAAUAAAUCAUAAUUUUAUAGAUAAUAAUUCAUUUCAUCAAUUAAAUAAUAAUAAUACUACCACUUUAUCUUCUUCACCAAAUAAAAGAGUUAGAUCUGGUUCUUUAUUUUCAAAUCAUUCUAUUUGGAAUGAUGAUAAUCAUUCUUUAUCAAAUAGUUAUCAUAGUCAUAAUUCAGAUUCAAAUGGAAAUGGUAAUACAAAUACAAAUACAAAUACAAAUAAUGGAAAUCAAUUUUCAAGUCCUUCAUUAGAUUCUACUUCUUUUCCAAUUCAAACUUCAUCAAGAAAUAGAUCAUAUACAACUAAUUCAACAAUACCUAAUUUAACAAUAAAUUCUUCAUCAAAUGAUCCAUUUAAUUGUAAUAAUAAUAAUAAUAUAUCUAUAAAAAAUUUAAAUAAUCAAAAAGUUUCAAAUUCUCCUUUUAAUUCUGUUUCAAAUAAAACUAAUGAUAUGAAUUUAUUAUUAGAUAAUUUUAUGUUAACUAAUAAUAAUAAUAAUAAUAAUUAUGAUAAUUAUAGUGGUAAUGGAGUUGCUCAACUACAGCCACAACAACUGCAACAACAACGUGCUCCAAGGAUAAGGUCUCAAACAUAUUCUGGUACUACUCCACCAACAGUUCAUGAACAACUUUUCAACAAUAACAUUCCAUCAUCAACUAUAAAACAAUUUCAUCAACCUCAAAAUUCAGUUCAACAACAAUUUUUACCAGUUUUUGAAUCAACAAAUGAUGAAUUAAAUAAUAAUAAUCAAGUAAAUUUAAUAGAUGAUUUUGAUUUUGGAACAUUAAUAAUAACAACAAAUUUUGAAAAUACAAAUCUUGGACCAACUAAAUAUUUAUUAAUUGAUAAUUUACCAUUAUUUAUAGAUUCAAAAAAAUUAUUUUCAAUUUUAAAUAAUAAUAAUUUAAAUAAUAAUAAUCAAAAUAAAUUUGGGAAUGUUAAAAGUAUUAAAAUUUCUAUAACUACAACUUCAAAAUUAGCAUUAAUUGAAUGUUUAAAUAUUGAAAUUGCAAUGAAUUUAAAAGCAAAUUUUAAUCAUUUAGAAAUUAUACCUAAUAUUAUUUUAUAUGUUGCUUUUGCAAAAAUUGAACCAGCUAAUAAAAAUCAAAUUAAUCAACAAGAACAACAAUCUCAAUCUCAACAACAUCAUUCAUCACAGUUCCCACAUCAAGAAUCCAACAAAACAGUUAAACCUCCUUCACAAUCUGAUGAAAUAAAUGAAUUUGAAACAACCACGAACAAAACAAAUUUAUCAUCAAUUCAAAUAUCUUUAAUGGAAUCAAUUAAAAAAUUAUCAACAACAAUAAAAGUUGAUUUAAAUAAAAUUCAAUCAAUUAUAAAUAAAUGUUUAACAUAUCCAAAUGAUCAAUAUCAAGAAGAUUUUGGACCAUUACCAGAACCUAUAUCAAUAAGACAAUUUGAUUCUCCAACAUUAAGAGAUUUAAGAAAAAUUUUAGAAAAUAAAGAAUUAGGUAUAACAAUAGAUAAUCAACAAAUUAAUAAUAAUAAUAAUGAAUUAUUAAAUAUUAAUUUAGAAGAAUUAUCAUUGGCAAUGUUAGAUGAAUUACCUGAAAUUUGUUAUGAUUAUUUAGGUAAUACAAUUAUACAAAAAUUAUUUACACUUAUAGAAAAUCCAUUAAUUAAAUUAAUAAUGGUUAAAGAAAUAACUCCAUUUUUAACUCAAUUAAGUAUUCAUAAAAAUGGUACAUGGGCAAUACAAAAAAUUAUAAAUUUAAGUAUAUUUAAUUAUCAACAAAUGUAUUUAAUUGGUGCAAGUUUAAAACCAUAUUCGGUAAAAUUAUUUAAUGAUCAAUUUGGUAAUUAUGUUUUACAAAAUUGUAUAAAAUUUGGUUCACCAUAUAAUGAUUUUAUAUUUGAAGUUAUAAUUGAUAAUUUUUUAGAUAUAAGUUUUGGUAGAUUUGGUUCAAGAUGUAUUAGAACUAUAUUAGAAACUUAUUAUGAUUUUUUAAAUCCAACAAAGCUGUUAAUUACAAAUGAACAAAUUUUAAUAAUUGUUGGAUUAAUUAUUGAAUUUUCAAAUGAAUUAAUUUUAAAUAAUAAUGGAAGUUUAUUAAUUACAUGGUAUUUAGAUAGUUUUAUUGAUUUUGAAAAUAAAAUUGAAUUAUUAAUUAAUAAAAUUUUACCAAACAUCAGGCAUUUAUGUGUUCAUAAAUUAUCAAAUUUAACAAUUUUAAAAUUAUUAAAUUUAAGAAUUGAUCAGAAUUUAAAACAGCAACUUAUAGAUUCAAUAUUUGGUAAUAUAGAAAAUUUAGAAUUUAUAUUACAAGAAAGUGAUAAUAAUUUAACAAAUUCUGGUCCAUUAUUUAUUUAUAAAAUUUUAAGUUAUCCAAAUUUAUCUGAUUUAGUUAGUUCAUAUUUACCUAUAAUAAAAAGAUUAUUAAUGGAAUUAAAUAUUAUAAAUUAUCAUAAUUAUAAAAAAUUAAUGGAUGAAGUUGGUUUAACAAGUAGUAGAAUUAAUAGAAAUUUAAGUGUUAAAAGAAAUAAUAAUAGAAGAAAUAAUAAUAAUCAUAAUCAUAAUAAUCAUAAUUCACAUCAAAAUGGAAAUAGAAAUGGUAAUCAUUAUAAUAAUACAAAUCAUAGUAAUAAUCAGGAUCAUAAUAAUUCAAAUCAAAAUUUUAAUCAAAAUCAACAACCUAUUCCAUAUAUACCAAAUUAUUCAAAUCAAAUUCAACAACAACCUUAUAUACCUUUACAACAAUCACAAAAUUUUAUUAAUCAACCUUCAAUGUAUAUGAAACAAUAUUAUGCUCAACAAGCUAUGCCACAACCAAAUAUACCUUUACAGCAACAACAAUAUCAAUACAAUAGUCCAGCUAUUAAUCCACAACAACCACAACAACCGCCACCACCACCACAGCAACAAUCAAUGUCACCACAAGAUUUAGCAGUUAUGCAACAAUUAGAACAAUUAUCAUUAAGUUCAGCAGCAUUAGGAUAUAAUUCAAAUCCAAGUACACCAUCAAUUCAAAGAAAUCUGUAUUUAUGA